Closterium sp. Yama58-4 is the source of this 1693-nucleotide messenger RNA. The record is from the annotation of a GenBank genome assembly. NCBI's taxonomy places the organism in Eukaryota, Viridiplantae, Streptophyta, Zygnematophyceae, Desmidiales, Closteriaceae.
AGACAUGGCAGCCAACAAUCUCAGCACAGGCCUUGAAGUAGUGGCUCAGAUGACAUGGCUUCGUUCCAUACACCUGAAUAACAACAACUUCUCUGGUGCACUUCCAACGUCCUUCGCAGCUUUCAGUGCCCUCUAUUAUCUGGAUAUUGGAAACAACCACUUCAGUGGAACUUUUCCUGAUUUUAUUUUGCGCCAGAAGGUUCUUGCAUCCCUGAACUUGGGUAACAACAGCUUCACAGGGAUUAUCCCCCGCGGAUUGACCAACCUUGUCUACCUGAUGAAUAUAAAUCUCAAUGACAACAAGUUCCGUGGAACCUUCCCGUACGGCCUACUUCGGCUUUCCAUGCUGUCGUCGCUGGCAGUGUCUAACAACUUCUUUGCUGGGGAACUCCCAGGGACUCUCAGUGCAGCCCUUUCUCUGAGCACACUUGACUUGGGAGGAAAUGACUUCACGGGUUCUUUACCAGACUUCUCACGCUGGAACAUCAGCUGUCAACAGAUAAAUCUCAGCGGCAACAACUUCACAGGGUCUAUUCCCGACUCCAUCUCCACCCUCACCUCCCUCGACGGCAUUUUCCUAAACAACAACCAACUGACGGGCACCAUCCCCUCUGCGAUCUUCACCAUGACGAAUCUGAAACACCUCUACUUGGCCAACAACAACCUCACGGGCAGUCUGCCAGCUGCCAUCAGUGGAUUGCAGAAGCUCCAACAGAUCUGGUUGGACAACAACAAGAUUGAAGGCCCUCUGCCAACUAGCCUAUGCUCUCUGCCCUGGAUAUGGCGCCUCUUGAUUAGCAACAACCACCUCUACGGACCCCUUCCAGACUGCCUCUUUGACAAGUGCAUCAACCAAAUUGAUGUGAGUGGCAACAGUCUGUACGGGCGCAUAAACCGUGACUUUGAGAACAUGGUGGCGGAUGGCAGGGCGCUCAUCAACCUCGCCAACAACUUCUUCUUUGGGGAAGCCGUGCUCUUUGCUGCCGGCUGCAAGGUCUGCCCCACUGAGAUCAGCGCGCCCAACAACCUGGACCUCAAGGACACCUCGGUGUGGGUGUUUGGGGGCAAGUGCAGCAACCCCGAUCUCACGGGUCAAAUGGAUAACUCUCUCGCGAGCGCAGACAGGGAGGUGAGGGUGAGUCUGUGGGGCAACUGCCUGACCCUCAGCCCGAAUGCCAAGUGCUCCUCCAACGCCACCCAGCGCAACACGGCAGCCUGCCAGGCGUUCUGCAGCAUCACUGCCAACGGCCCGUGUGACGACCAUGGGGAGUGUGUGCAGCCUGGCCCCGCCUCCCCCGCCAACUUCACAUGCCUGUGUGAUGCCGGCUACACCGCUGUUGACUCGGGCAACGGCUCCACGUGUGCCAUUGUCUACUCCAACACCACCACUGUGCCCUCUCUGUCCACGGGUGCCAUAGUGGGCAUUGUUCUGGGCGGCUUUGCUGCCUUCACACUGCUGGCUGUUGUGCUCGCAUGGUGGCUGUGGCCCCGCGGUCCAAAGAAGUGGGAGGGUUUGGAUGUGUGUGAGCAGUUCUCGCUGCAGCAGCGUAUGUUUUUUGAGAAUUCUCAAAAAACAUACGCUGCAACAAAUUUCCCUCCCACGGAUGUUAGUGUGCUGGCGCCUACCAAAGAGGAUACGCAACCUCUUGGUAAAAGCAAGGUUUCAGAAAACGGGGACACACCACCCUCAUAA